AUGUUGGAAGAAGAUCGGUGGCCGCGUUCACAGCUGCCAGUAUCCACACUACUAGAGACCAGAGCACUGAUGCCACUUUUGGUUAGUCUGUUACCAAUUACAAAAGGUUUAUUAAGUAUUUUUGCUUAUGCUCAAGCAAGGUAUCGACAGAGGACACUCAAAAAAUUUUAUUUGUACAGAUGCUUUUGCAAGACAUACAACGGAGAGCGCUACAUUUUAUUCUCCAUGGAUUUUAUGAGGACCUUGCCAGGUCGGGACUCAAGUUGUCCUUCAUUUUUCAUAGCAGCCACUUCACCUUCUUGGCAGCCGCAGUUUUUUACGGUCGAACUUAGUAUAAGAUUUGGGCAGGAAAACUUAUCAUAG
This is a messenger RNA of Lobosporangium transversale, 363 nucleotides long. RefSeq lists its product as hypothetical. The record is from RefSeq and is a predicted model, not a curated record. Lineage: Eukaryota; Fungi; Mortierellomycota; Mortierellomycetes; Mortierellales; Mortierellaceae. The coding region runs from base 1 to 363 and encodes 120 amino acids. The transcript is spliced from 2 exons.